UUUUCUUUUGCUCUGAACGAAAUGGCAAUGAACGGAGACGACAAGAAGAUUUACAACUUGGUGCAAGAGCACAAGCCAUCGUACGAAACGCUGCACCUCGGCAACGAAGACACGAUCAAGGAAGGCCUCCUCACCAAGAUUGGCGGCCGACCAAAGACCAUCCAAGUCUGGGAGAAGCGCCACUUUGCCGUCAAGGGCAACUUUGCCUACUACUUUUCAAACAAGCAGCCGGUCACGAUUGAGCCAUGCAAGGGCGUCAUUUAUCUGAAAGGUGCAACAAUCUCCAAGGCUGAGGUUGGCUUUAAAAAGUUCGUCAUCAAGAUUGAGCCGACUGUCGCGCGCAAGCCAGGCUGGGACUUGGACGAGACCUCCUGGUUCCAUCUCUGCUGCAAGGACGAGCAGGAGCAGAGUGAAUGGAUUCAAGUGCUGGGCAACGUUAGCUCUGGUCAUCAAUGAGCUAGCAAUAGGGGGAAUACGUUCUUGUGUGUUUCCGAAUGAGCGCACGUUUCGGCGCAGCGCAGUUGUUUAGAAUGGUUGCUUCAUUUGACGUGUUUCGUGUUCGUUGCGGUAGUGUAUAAGGUGGAAAUAGAGUUCCGUUUUUUUGUGUCUAACA
Molecule: messenger RNA, 613 nt
Organism: Capsaspora owczarzaki ATCC 30864
Lineage: Eukaryota; Filasterea; Ministeriida; Capsasporidae
Exons: 2
Coding region: 22-456 (144 amino acids)
Source: RefSeq, a predicted model, not a curated record